AAGGGAACAAAAUGGAUAACAUGGCAUGCCACUAGCGUACUGAAGGGCUCGACGCGCGGAGAGGUCUUCCGGAGGAGCGCAUUGAAAAAGUUGCAAAGCGAAUAAGCGAACAUUAUCUUGCACAUCAAGAAAGCGAGCGCGUGGACGCACCUUGCGCCUCAGCGCACACCCUCCCCGACGACAUCCUCAAGCUCAUUUUUGAAGAAGCCUAUGAACACACGCAACAUGUUUGCACCCCCAACACCCGUGUCCUUGACGUCACCCACGUCUCGCGUUGCUGGCAACGACUGGCCCUCUCCCUUCCGAGGCUGUGGAGAUGCAUACACGUCGGGCCAUCUACACCUCUUCUAGAGCUCUUCCUCGUACGGUCUGGGACCAUUCCGCUUUUCAUUUCCUGUAUUGGACCGGACAUGGCAGAAUCAUGGGAGACACCUCACGAUAGCUCGUGGCUAGCUCCAUAUUUGCGGCACCUCAUUCUUUUACUCCAGUACGCAGAUCGCGUCGCAGAGAUCGCUAUUCAGACCACGGCCUCUCGUCUUUUUGAAGAGUUCCUCCCCAAAAUGCAGGAGGAAUCGUUCCCGCUACUCGACUGCAUAGACCUCUUGCACGACUCCUGGUUACUCCUUCCGAACACAUGCUUGCAAAUCCAGUAUCCUAAGCUCGAGACUCUACGGAUUUCCCGGAUAACCAUAUCGCUCUCCCCAGUCGUCUUCGAAGCUCUCCAGAUACUGUGCCUUGCCGUCUGCGAGAUCCCUUUCCAGCACUUGUGUGCGCUAGCUGAUACAUCCCCUCGGCUGAAGUCUCUUAACCUGGAAGCGGUAUACUUAUCAGGCCCUCUUGCCCGAUGCGCUCGCUUCGCCUGCCUAGAAUCGCUGAUUCUUCAGUGCAAUCGCCACACUGAAGUAAUGCUCAGCUGCCUCGACGCACCAAUCCUUUCAUCUCUGACACUCGCGCACACAACUCUUGCACCCACCAUGUCGCAGGAAAUACACCAUCCACGUAUCUUUCCCACGGUCCGUACGCUGUGUUUCCUGAACGUGAGCAUCAGACCUCCGCAACAAUACGGUGAUUAUCUGCUGCAAUGCACCCCCCAGGUAUCGACUUUUGAGCUUCGCGCCUGCAGUGGUGCCGACUACCAGCUCUUACGGCACAUCACUACGGUAAAGCCAACUCCCUUACUCUAUCUACAGACCUUAGCGGUCACCCACCUCGCAGAAGACAUAUUUAUUAUGCCCUUGUUGAUGUAGUCGAGCACCGCGUGCGGGACGGGUGUCCACUGAAGGAGCUGAAGCUUGGACGAGAGAUACGAGAAGACAUAGACGACGAACUGAUGGAAUCGUUGGAGAGUCAUGUGCAGGUUACAAUAGCUUCGUAUACGUCGCCAAGGGUCUGGUGAGGCAUCGAGGCGGAGAUUCCUUCGGCAACUUAACGUCGCAGAAAGAAUAAAUCCCAAUCUUGUACCUGA
Molecule: messenger RNA, 1465 nt
Organism: Phanerochaete carnosa HHB-10118-sp
Lineage: Eukaryota; Fungi; Basidiomycota; Agaricomycetes; Polyporales; Phanerochaetaceae
Exons: 1
Source: RefSeq, a predicted model, not a curated record